AUGGGAAAGCUACAUAACAGGCGUCGCACAAGACUCAGAGCCAACAAAAAAACUCAUCAUCAAGCACUCGCCGUCCCACUACUCUCAGCUCCAGACAUGCCGGUGCAUGCUAUGAACAACAACGAAAUCCACUCGUGCGACCUGCGCAACAACACUCAGACUACUACCGAAAACAUACAAAAUUGCAAAAACGAGCAACAUGAAGUACGCCAUACCCAGUACUACGGAGCAGGCGAAGGCGACGAGUCUGGGGAUCUUUGCCCUUUGAUGCUUCAAGUGGUCCUGGAUUUGUUUGAUGGCGUUGAUUACGAAGAUCCAUGA
Aureobasidium subglaciale EXF-2481 is the source of this 321-nucleotide messenger RNA. RefSeq lists its product as uncharacterized. The record is from RefSeq and is a predicted model, not a curated record. Lineage: Eukaryota; Fungi; Ascomycota; Dothideomycetes; Dothideales; Saccotheciaceae. Bases 1 to 321 code for a protein of 106 amino acids. The transcript has a single exon.